CCACCCAGCUCCUCCUCAUCCCUCAUCCACAUAACCGGAGUUCAGAAGGAUGUGCCUUUUCACACCACUCUCACCUCAGUCGCAACUGCAAGCACACUGAUGGGCUGGACUCUGCAUGUACUCCUGCUGGGCCUGCUACUGCCAGGGUUGCAGGCCUUUAAGCCUUUACUGGGAAACUCCAUCACCCACCGGAAGAUAACUGAGAUGGCCAUCCUGCGCAAAACCACAGAGGUCUGCCAAGCAUUGGCCAUCACCGAGGGGAGAGAUUCCCCCAUUCCUCUUGUGGUAUUCUCUCUGAAACAGAUCGGUAGAAGACUGUCUGCAUCUAAAGUGCAGAGAGCCUGCUCACACAACAACGGCUCCCUGGAGUCUGCUGUCAAUUUCAAGGCCUCCAUCAUAACAAUGUACGUGAGCAAUGCAGAAGUGGAUGUCAUUUACCAUCAGAGUGAUCGGCACCACUUCAAAGGGGAGGACCUCACAGGCAGCCGGGCCCUCAUCACAGAUGGCAUGGCCAGCAUAAAGGCCAAUAUCCGGCAGGAGAACUUUAUCUCAGCAAGAUUUACUCUGGGGAUGAUCUGCCACACCCUGCAGGAUUUCUAUAGUAACAGUAACUGGAUUGAACUGGAAAACAAGCAUCCAAACACCAACCUGAUCCGACCAGAUGAAAGCAUCGGAGCAGCUUGA
Messenger RNA from Conger conger (European conger), 684 nucleotides. Its product is annotated as von Willebrand factor A domain-containing protein 7-like. The transcript is spliced from 5 exons. Bases 100 to 684 code for a protein of 194 amino acids. Lineage: Eukaryota; Metazoa; Chordata; Actinopteri; Anguilliformes; Congridae. The record is from RefSeq and is a predicted model, not a curated record.